Messenger RNA from Schistocerca cancellata (South American locust), 1323 nucleotides. Its product is annotated as putative ammonium transporter sll0108. Gene Ontology annotation, cellular component: membrane. The coding region runs from base 1 to 1323 and encodes 440 amino acids. The transcript has 7 exons. NCBI's taxonomy places the organism in Eukaryota, Metazoa, Arthropoda, Insecta, Orthoptera, Acrididae. The record is from RefSeq and is a predicted model, not a curated record. Gene Ontology annotation, biological process: ammonium transmembrane transport; ammonium homeostasis. Gene Ontology annotation, molecular function: ammonium channel activity.
AUGAGAAUUGGAUUUUACCUGGUUGAGGCAAGCUGGGUACCAGCGCACGACGUGCAGCACCUGAUGCUGCAGAACGCAGUGGACAUGUCGGCUGCCAUCGCCACCUUCUGCGUGCUGGGCUACACCAUUGCUUUCGGGAAGGAUGUGCACCAUGUAAUAGGCUGGGAUCCCGCAGUGGUGCUGGAGACGCAAGAAGUGGCUACGGCGCUGCGCGGUCUGGGGGCGGUGUUGAUGGUGAGCGCCAUCUUCACGGCGGGGGCGGCGGGCCGGCUGCCGCUGGCGGGGGCGGCUCUGGGGGCGAUGUUGCUGGCGGGCGUGCUGACGCCGAUGCUGCUCCACUGGGUCUGGGCCCCACAGGGCUGGCUCGCCACGCACACCUUCCACUUCGUGGACCAGGGCGGCAGCUGCGUGGUGCACGCGGUGGGCGCCGUCGCGGCGUUCGCGAUUCUGCUGGUGCUGGGGCGGCGGGUGAUGAAGCUGAAGGAGCUGGACCCCAGGUCCGUGGUUGCCGGAGACCCCGCCGCCGCCGCCGCCGGGCUCGUGCUGAUCGCCAUAGGGGCCGCCGCCCUCUGCUGCCACGCGCGCCCACUCCGAUACGUAAGGCAGCCCAGCAAGCCAGGGGCGUCUUAUUCACGUAGCACAAGCCACAACCGCAGCAGGGACGUGCUGAUGCUGCACGCGGGCCAGGGCGGCGUGGCCGGAGUGGUCUCCAUGGCGGCCGCGCCUCACGACUACUCACCACCCCUGGCGGUGGCUGCCGGUGCCUCGGCGGGGGCGCUGCUCGGGUUCGUCUGUCGCCCCUGGGACCGCACUGCCAUCGAGGACACGCGCCGCUCCUUGCAUUCUGUACUAGAUGCUGUUGUCUUGUCCGACCACUGCUGGUCAGCCGCCUCGCCGUGUGCUGUGCAGACGUGCAGCCUACCGGCGCACCUGGUGGGCGGGGUGCUGGGCCCGGUGUUGGUGCCGCUGCUGGUGCCAGACGCUGCCGUCCGCCGCCAGCUGAAUGGCGCCCUGCCAGUGCUGCGCGGGAUGGGCGCCCAGAUCGGUGGAGUGCUCGUCCUCACCGCCGCCGCCUUCUUCGGGGCGCUCGUCAUCUGCGUACUCAUAAAGGUGCUGGGGCUGCUGAGGACCUCGUGGGAGGAGGCGGACCACAGACGAGCGAAAACACUGUUGAUGCGGCUGGAGGAGAUAAGCCGGCGGUCGAUUUCUCCGUUCUGCUCGCGGCUGCUGCCGAUGGAGGAGGGCACCGAGCUGAGGCCUGGUCUCCCACCGCCCAGGGAUCGAGGCGAAACUGUCCAAGAGCCGAACACCGCAGCUCAGUAG